Stegodyphus dumicola is the source of this 2803-nucleotide messenger RNA. Its product is annotated as cell adhesion molecule Dscam1-like. Gene Ontology annotation, molecular function: protein binding. The record is from RefSeq and is a predicted model, not a curated record. Gene Ontology annotation, biological process: cell-cell adhesion. Lineage: Eukaryota; Metazoa; Arthropoda; Arachnida; Araneae; Eresidae.
UUAUUUGAACGCCAAAAUCCUCAUAAGCGUUCGACUGUGAAAGAGCUAAUUUUCACGCUUCCGAGCGUCCUCUGAUCCUAUUUGAUACGAGGGACUUUUAUAAUUCUUUUUCUCUAUCUAUUCCUUCUUUUUAUCAUUCUUUACUUCCUCUUUGUUAAUUUUUUUUUAUUGUCUCUUUCAGUGCUGAGCCAGCAGUAUGAAGUAAAGGUGUACGACGAGUUCGUGAUUCGAGACAACACGGCUGUUCUCAAGUGCCACAUUCCAAAUUUCAUGAGAGACUACGUGACUGCGACUGCCUGGUUCCGAGAUGAUGGACUCGUCAUUCAUGCCGAUGGCACUCAAGGUGGUAAAUAUAGUGUAUUUCCAUCUGGAAAACUGCACAUAAGAGAAGUUAAACAACAAGAUGGAUUUCGAAAUUAUAGAUGUCAAACAAAGCACAGAUUAACCGGUGAAACCAAGCAGAGUUCAGCAGGAAAACUCAUUGUGACAGAAUCCCAUAGUACUGUGCCUCCAAGAAUCACGCACAGAGAAGAAGAAGUCAAAGUGCAUCUUGGAGAAACUGCAUUCCUACCAUGUGCAGCUGAGGCUUAUCCAGUGCCAUCCCAUAGAUGGUAUAAACAAGAAUCGGGACGGACGACAACAAUUGUUCCCAGUCAAAGAAUGUUCCUUAUGGGAGGAACUUUAGUAUUCCGCAGAGCCCUGGUAAUUGACAGUGGAAAGUAUGUGUGCCUUGUUAACAACAGCAUUGGCCAAGAACGAAUAGAAACGGAUCUGAUUGUUGUCGUGCCCAUUCAAGUUCGUGUGACUCCAACUCAACAAACGAUAUCCGUUGGUCAGGCGACUCACUUUAACUGCACUGUUUCCGGAUUCCCACUUUAUGGGAUCUCCUGGACAAAGAACUUGCGUCCGUUGGUGACGAAUGAGAGAAUCCGACUUCUGGGCACAGAUGUCCUGUCUAUUAGCUCGGUCGUCCGUGACGACAGGGGGAUCUAUCAGUGCUUCGCCCACAACAAUUUCGACUCUGCACAAGCCUCUGGAGCUCUACUUCUUGGAGACGAACCUCCUGUCUUGGAAGAACUCUUUUCCGAAAAGACGGUAUAUCCUGGUGUUUCCGUUUCCUUAAAAUGCAUGGCUACAGGAAGCCCUUUACCACAGGUGACUUGGAAAUUAGAUUCACUGCCGUUACCCGAACAACUUAGAUUUCGCGUUGGAGAUUACGUCACUCGGGACAGUAGAGUAGUCAGUUAUGUCAAUAUAACAGGCAUACAGGUUGAAGAUGGAGGACUUUUUUCGUGUACCGCGACGAACGAAGUAGGAUCCGUACAACAUUCGGCAAGGGUAAAUGUAUUUGGUCCACCUAUAAUAAGAUCCAUGCCUAAUAUUACUGCUUUAGCUGGUGAGAUAACUAUUUUGCCUUGCCCUGCUGGUGGAUACCCUCUAUCCAGUAUCACUUGGUCAAGAGAUUCUAGGCUUCUCCCACAGAAUCACAGACAACAAGUGUUUCCCAAUGGAACGCUUAUUAUAAAAGAAGUUAAUAAGAAAGCCGACGAAGGGAAAUACGCUUGUGCAGCUGAAAAUAAAGAAGGUGACAGAGCACAAAAAGAUGUAUUUGUACAAGUUAUGGUUGGACCUAAAAUCGAACCAUUUAAUUUCCCGAGUGAUUUAGAAGAAGGUAUGCGUUCGAUCGUGGUGUGCGCUGUUCUCUUUGGGGAUCCACCGAUUACAAUACAUUGGUUAAAAGAUGGUGCUGACAUACCUCUGGAGCUGCAGUCAAGAAUAGAAAUGAUUAAUGAAUUUACAUCAUUCUUAACUUUCAAUUCUGUUGGACCUCACCAUAAUGGAAAUUACACUUGUGUUGCUCGAAACCCGGCUGCCACAGUGAACCAUACUGCAUUAAUGGUCGUUAAUGUUCCCCCCUACUGGAGAACUCAGCCUACUGACCGCUCAGCUGUAAUGGGAGAGAGCCUCACAGUAGACUGUCAAGCCAACGGAUUUCCAGUCCCUCAAGUCAGGUGGAAGAAAAGCUACGGACUGAGCGGGAAUAAUGAAUACCGAACUAUUAUCAGUAAUCCUCACAUUCAGACCCUGGAGAACGGAUCUCUGGUGAUCACAGAACUGGAGCUUUCAGAUGCAGGUCAUUAUAUGUGCCAGGCUACAAACGGUAUAAGCCCGAGCUUAAGCUCAGUCGUUAAGCUCACAGUGCAUGUUCCUGCCCAUUUUAAAGUCAAAUUUCAAUCAGCAACUGUGCGUAAAGGAGAAACAGUUCACCUUAAGUGCAUAGCUUAUGGAGAAAAACCGUUAACUUUGGUAUGGACGAAAGAUCGGCAAAUAUUUAACAUGAGAUCCGAAUCAAGAUACAGCGAAGUUCAGAAAGAUCAAGACGAUGGUGUAAUAUCAGAAGUUACGAUCAUCUCCGCUGACCGAAGAGAUUCAGCCUUAUUCAGUUGCACUGCAUCUAAUGAAUUUGGAAGAGACGAGACUAAUUUUCAAGUAGUUGUUCAAGAGAGACCCGACAGCCCACGUAACAUAGAAAUCAAAGAACUGACCAGCAGAACUGUGAUUCUAACUUGGAUCCAGCCCUACAGCGGCAAUCUUCCUCUCACACGAUAUAUUGUGCAGCUCAAAAGACAAGAUGAACAAUGGUUGGAACAAACGAAGAGUUUAACUGUUCCAGUAACGGAAAGCAGUACGUUGAUUGGUGACUUGAUGCCUGUAACAACUUACAAUAUUCGAAUUUUGGCAGAAAAUUCCCUUGGACAAAGCAAACCAAGUGAACCAAUUACUGUCACGACUAAAGAAGAAG